This is a messenger RNA of Hypanus sabinus (Atlantic stingray), 12205 nucleotides long. It is a transcript of the gene hivep3b, whose product is annotated as transcription factor HIVEP3. The transcript is spliced from 14 exons. Lineage: Eukaryota; Metazoa; Chordata; Chondrichthyes; Myliobatiformes; Dasyatidae. The record is from RefSeq and is a predicted model, not a curated record. The coding region runs from base 1916 to 9334 and encodes 2472 amino acids. Gene Ontology annotation, biological process: regulation of transcription by RNA polymerase II. Gene Ontology annotation, cellular component: nucleus. Gene Ontology annotation, molecular function: RNA polymerase II cis-regulatory region sequence-specific DNA binding; DNA-binding transcription factor activity, RNA polymerase II-specific.
UGUUGCCCUUUGCGAGGUGGUGAAGUGUUUAUUGUGGCUCUGUGCAGUGGGCUGGAAUGCAGUUGUGUCUUUGUGUUUUGUGCACUCUUCAAACAAUUUGAAUAACGGCAGCGUUAAUAGCAAUAGCAUGUUCAAAGAACAGUUGCAUUUUGUUGUUUUGCAGUGUAUUAUUUGUAUUCAAUUUCCGACCACUGAUUACGCCCCUCCCCCUCCCACUCCCAAGAGGUUUUCAAAUGUGCAGGUCAUCAAGAAGAAGGAGUAUACAGGAAGUGUCAGGAAGGAUGUGGAAGCUAUGGAGAGGGUGCAGAGGAGACUUACUAGGAUGUUGCCUGGAUUGGAGAACAAGUCAUCUGAAGCAAGUACUACAGGUCUACUCCAUCAGUGAGCUGUUCGUUGGUGGAAGGAGCUGGGCUUGGUGUGGACCGUGUUGCUGCCUGCUGCGAAAAGGCCUUGGAAUCAGAGCAUGAAGGUGGCCUGCAGUUUAACAACGAGUGAUUUUCUUAGUCAUUUUUCUUGUGAUCGCAUGACCCUGUUGGAAAUUGGUAAUAUGGAUGAUGAUGCCAUAGCCCCUGCACUCCACUCCACUUCAUCUUCCCCCACCUGGAAAAUGGUGCCUUAUAUGUCAGGAUGCUGUUUAUUGACUUCAACUUGGCAUUCAAUAUCUUAGAAGCUGGUGGGGAGACUGUCCUCAAUGGGUUUCAACAGCUCUCCAUGUGACUGGAUCCUGGACUUCCUGACAGAGAGAUCACAGUCAUUCUGUGUUGGCAGAAACAUCUCUGCCUCCAUCACACUGAGCAAUGGUUCUCCCCAGGGCUGUGUGCUCAGCCCACUGCUGUUCACCCUGCUGACGCAUGACUGCUUUGCUAGAUCCAGUUCAUACUGAAUCUGAAGUUUUUUGAUGACACAACAGUGGUUGGCCUAAUCAACAAUGAUGAAGAGACUGUAUACAGAGAGGUGGUAGAGCAGCUGGUAGAAUGCUGUGAGCACAACAACUUGAGUCUCAAUGUGGACAAGAUCAAAGAGAUGAUUGUGGACUUUAAGAAGGUACAGGAUAAGCAUAUACAAGGGUCCACCAUGGAGUUAGGAGCAACAAGUUUCAAGGAAUGUCCGAAACAGACGAUCUCACCUAGUUCUUCAACACAACUUGUUUGGUCAAGAAAGCACAGCAGUGUCUCCACUUCCUGAGGAGAUUGAGGCAUUUAUAGGAAAAAAUAAGAAAUACAACAGAAUUUACAACAAUAUGUACAAAGACUGACAAGCAACCAAUGUGGAAAAGACCACAAGCUGGGCAGAUAAAAAAAAAAGUGAGAACAUGAGUUGUAAAGAGUUGCUGGUUGCUGUGAGGCUGCAGGUAUUUUCGGCCAGAUCUCACCAAGGUUCACUCAGCGCCAGUCGUGAGGUUUGAGAGGAAUGACCUGAGGCACAAAUGAUUGCUUUUUGCUGAGAUAUCCACCCCAAAGGAUCACCACUUCCUACCAGAACCAAAGCAUGAAAUCUGAAUGACUGUUAAGGAUCCCAUGCACGGAAAAAGAGAAUAAGUCUGUAUGAAUUACAGGAUAAACCAAAAGAUACAACAAAGAUGACACCUUGUAAAGAACCAAGUUCAGGACCUGCAGGAUUAGUGUCAACGCCAGAAAAAAGAAACUUUGAAGAAGGGCUGAGCAAAAUUGUUUGGAGUGACAAUCUUGAAGUUGUAUGUGAUUGAUAAUUGUUUUCAAAGGGACUCACCAUGAAGUGAACUUAAAAUAAAUGUCCCUUUUUCAUUGGAUUGUUACAAAGGAGGAAUACCAUGCCAGGACUUUAACUCAGUAACCAUUCCCAACAAAUGUGAGCAGAGCUUUCUAAAGACAGCAAAUUUAGCAAAUGAAUCCUGAAGAUCUUCCGCAGAAAAGUACUUGAAGCCUUUCUCUAGGUCAUGGAUCCUGAGUCAAGCACUGCCCACCAGAAGAGUACAGGAAGGUCUGAUCAGAGCCCAGGCAGAAAGUCAAGCAAGGUUGAAGUUGGUCCUCCAGGCGGGAGGUCAGCCUAUCAUCCAGGCCAGCUCCAUCCCCAAGGAAGCCUCGGUGGUGACAUUAUCCCAUCCCAGCCGUGCUUUUCAGCCCCGUUACCCCUCCCCACUGAACGCACCCAUCAACAGGCUCCGGCCCCAGAUCUGCUAAAGCACACCAGUGCUUACUCCUAUGAGCAGGCACACCAUACCUCACCACAGCUGCUACACCAACCCAUGGCGUCUGCCUUCAUGGCUCCAGUAAAGCCAGAUGUUGGCCUGGAGGGGCGGUCAUGGCACCUCUUUGACCCAAGGGGACCAGUGGGUUCUGGGUCGUAUCUACCCUCUGGUCUUCACACACACCGGCAUCUUCUUCCUUCCCAUUCUCCCAUCAUGCACAAGGAGGAGCCUCAGCCUGUCCAAUCUGCCCAUAGCCACCACACUGCUCAGGUUUCCUUAAAGCAGGAGGAGGUGCCCAGAAAGGAGAAAAAGCCUCAGAAACCAGGCAAGUAUAUUUGCCAGUUCUGCAGCCGUCCUUGUGCCAAGCCCAGUGUGCUCCAGAAGCACAUCAGAUCACACACUGGUGAACGUCCCUACCCGUGCCAUUCUUGUGGGUUCUCCUUCAAGACGAAAAGCAACCUGUACAAGCACAGGAAAUCUCAUGCCCAUAAACUCAAAGCAGGGCUGGUGCCCAGUGCCAAAGGAGAGACGUUUCCUGGAACGUCCGGGCCGGAGAUGGAGAAGCUCAGUGGGGACGAACCUGAGGAACACACUGAAGGGGAUGAAAGCACAGACUCCGAAGAUGAGACUGCCGGGAUGAUGAGUCACCCCCUUGAGCUGCCGUCCAAGCACAAGCACAUUCCAACCUGCGGCUCAUCUGGCACUCAUGAAUCGAGUCCCAGGCAGCCAGUCUUUACCUUGGCUCAGCCGAGCGAGACUCCAUCCCUCGAUGAAGGCUUGCAGCUUUCAGAGUCCUCCCUCGACCUGUCCUUCAGUCACAAACCAGAAGACUCGCACACCAUUAAGCAGAAGCUGGCGCUGCGGCUGAGCGAGAGGAGGAAGGCCUUGGCCGACGAGCAAUCCCAGACCUUCCUGAGCCCUGGGAGUAAGGGGAGCACUGAGUCAGGUUACUUUUCCCGCUCAGAGAGUGCUGAACAGCAGCUCAGUCCGCCACAGGCUAGUGCCAAGUCUUAUGCAGAGAUCAUCCUGGGAAAGUACGGCCGCUACGGUCAAAGAACAGCCAUGAUCGCCACUAGCACCACGCAGAGGAUGCAGCAAGUGGAAGAAAAGCCAGCGGGACUGUCAUUUUCUGUGCCCAAAGCCCAGAUGGAACAGAAUGUCAUUGAACAUAUCACCAAACUCAUCACAAUUAACGAAGCUGUGGUGGACACCAGCCAGAUUGAUAGCGUCAAGCCCCGUCGCACUUCACUGUCCAGGCGGGGUAGCAUCGAGUCACCAAAGUUGAGCACCUCUCGAGAUUCAUUUCAGUUUGACCUGAAGUCGCUGGGGUCUGCCAGCCUGAGUUUGGAUGCUAGCAGGCUUGCCUUCUCAGCUGUUCAUCAUGGACACAGUGCCAGUGAGACCGUGCCUCUGACGAGAAGCAAUUCCAUGCCUUCUGCAAGCAGCUCCUGUGCUCCGCCAGCCUUCAAGGGAAGCCAUUCAUUCGAUGACAGAAUGACAGAGCCCGACCAGGCCUUCAGCCAUGGCCUGAUAACGCAUCACCGCAUGCUGAAAAGGCAGAAAGCCAUCGAGCUGCCUUCCGGCAUGGAAUAUCAGACAGAAGAAGCUGGAUAUUCAGCGAAGGAGAUGCAGAUAGCACCUGGCAGGGCUAGUGAAGAGCAAGAGCCCACUGAGACUGACCUCACCAAGAAGACCAAGAAAGGCCCCAGGGCCAAAGGGCUGAUGUAUGAAUGUGAUAUCUGUGGGGCCCGCUACAGGAAACGGAGCAACUAUGAAACACACAAGAAGUAUUACUGCUCAGAACUGCAUGCCCCAAGAGCCCGGCCCUACCUGCCUCCCACCCCUCAGGAGGUGGAGCGCAGGCCCCUGGGGCAUGAUAUCCAGCCGCAGAUCGUGCACUACAAGCUCCGUCCAUCUCUGGAGCUCACUCCGGCGAGGAAGAGGAGGAAAGAGAAGAGCCUUGGAGAUGAUGAGGAGCCCCCAGGUGACUAUGUGAGCAGACCGAGCGCUGUCUCAAUUGCCGGGCCCUGCAGCAGUACCCCUGCCCAGUCUCCACUACUACCGCCCUCUCAGAGCUCGGGCCUCCCGCUGGAGAUGAGCCCCCACCUGGGCAAAGGCGAAGCCCAGCUGGUGAUAGAAGGGAGUUCAGAGCAGAGGGCCAGGUCGAGGGCCACGUCCACUGAGGUGAAGCCUCAUCCAGUGUCUGGCCCCAGCCCGGAUGCCAGUGUCAAGAGAACCACAGGGAAGGAGAUCUCUGUCAUUCAGCACACCAACAAGCUGAGCAGACCCGGUUCCUUCGAGAAGUCAGAGGCCCUGGAGCACCUGGGCCCGCAGGAAGGCCCAUCAGCUGAGUAUUCCACUCAGGCUGGCGAGGCCGAAGCAAUAAGGGCUUGGCAACCAACUGCCGAGCCGACUCGGCCACACCACCCACCUCUGCAAGCCCGGCUGGUCCGCCAACGCAAGAUCCAGGUGCCCGAGAUCCUGGUGACUGAGGAGCCCGAUAAGGUGGAGGAAAAAGAGAAGGAACCGUGCGCCAAGGAACCCGAGAAGCCUGCUGAAGAAUUCCAGUGGCCUCAGAGGAGCCAGACGCUGUCACAGUUGCCUGCUGAGAAACUGCCACCGAAGAAGAAGCGUUUGCGGCUGGCUGAGAUGUCUCAGUCAUCAGGCGAAUCCAGCUUUGAGUCAGCCACGCUGUCGCGGAGCCCAAGUCAAGAGAGCAGCGUUUCCCUUGGCUCUGGCCGCUCGGCGUCCUUUGAUAGGGAAGAGGCAGCAGCAGCAGCAACAGCUCCCAAGGAGGGCAGCGGGAUGACCAUCGAGGUGCACAGCCGGCCCGCUGCCCUGCACAUGCUAACGGUACCCACCCACUACCAGCAGCCACGGGAGAUGAGGCGUUCCUCAUCUGAGCAGGCCCCAGGACACCAACUGCCCUCAGAGGUGGCUGAGACACGCAGCAAGUCCUUUGACUAUGGGAGCCUGUCCUCAGAGUUGGCACCGGCCACCAAGCUGUCAUCGCCUCUCCGGGAACGGCGGAGGUGCUUGUUGGUGCGCCAGGCCACACUUAGCUGCUGUGCCGAGCCCACACCUGACCCCCAGCUCGGGCCCAGGCCGGAGAAGCAGGAGGCACCACUACCGCAGCCUGUGGGAGCCCCAGGCCCACCAUCAUGCUUCCACUCUCCUCCUCCUCCUCCCAGUGCCCUCCAGCCCUACCCCAGCCAAUCGAGUGAUGCCCCACCUCCAGCUGAGACCUUCCAGCUGUUCCAGCUGCCUCUGGCAGCAGAGCAGAAACCAGGUCCACCGCCUUCCUUCAGGGGUCAGAUGUCAGCCCUGCACUCUGUGCCUGACGUGCUGCCAGGCCCUCUGCCUUUCCCCCUCUACCCGCUGCACCACCUCCCACCACUGCCGGCUGACUUGUCAGCCCGACCUUCCUCACUCCUGCCCCCGCCAGCCCUCCCUUUGCUGCCAACUCGCUCCCAGAUGCUCUUCCAGCUGCAGGCUGGGCCUGGAGCCGGCAACUUCAGGGAGCACAAGCCCCCUUCCCGUCUGUCCCCACCAAUCUGCUUGCCUCCUUUCCAGUCACAGCCCGAGUACAGCACAGCUAUUUCCACCGCCUCUCCUUCAGCUGCCCAGCCCAGCAUUACUGAGUCCCCUGAGCCCCUCCGACCCACAGUGUCAUUCACGGUGCCCGUCAGAGUCCAGACCCACAUGCCAACGUUUGGGAGUGCGAUGUACACCACUCUGUCUCAGAUGCUGGUGACGCAGUCUGCAGAGAGCCCAGCCACCGUGGUCAUCUGCAGGGUUGAAGAUAGUAGACCCAAAACCACCCUUGUGUGCAGUGCCGCGGUGCAUGGCAUAGGGCUGGAUCUGGCGCAGGUGAUUGCUGGCCGUCACCAGGACUUGUUCCAGUCACCCUACCUGAGAGUACCAUUGCCCAUGCCAUUUGCUCCAAUGACAGAGGGUACUUGUGCACCAGAGAGUUACCCAUCCACUAUUGGCGGAAGCAAACGGAUGCUGUCUCCAGCGGGGAGCCUGGAGCUGACCAUGGAAACCCAGCAGCAGAAGCGAGUGAAGGAGGAAGAGAUCGAAGAGGAAUCAGAAGAGAAAACAGAAGAAAGAGCAGACAAUGUUGCAAGAAGACAGUCUCACCAGCCAGCAAGAUGCUGCCCAGCUAAGUCCAAAGCCGUAUCUGUCCAGACCUCACCAUCCCUGCAGCUGCCCAGGGCCUCAGAGAAACACGAGCUCUGGUCAGGAAAUCAAUACAGAGGUAAAACUCCCCUAGGCCCAGUGAAGAAGGAAGAUUCCCAGGAGGUGGCCCAAGAGUGGAGUCCAUUACACUUGCAAGAGCUUCAGACACUCACUUCCAGCACUUUACCCAAUCCACCCUCAGUCACCAGUCCUACAAAGCCCAGCAGGGUUGUGAUCACAGAUGUCAGCGAUGUACAGCAUGUACUGCACUUCCCUAGCCUCCACGUCACCACCAGCGUCAGCUGGUGUUACCUGAAGUACACCAAGCCAAACCCCACACAGCAAACUGACCGAAGGUCCUCUGUGUACGCCAGUUGGUGUAUCAGCCUGUACAAUCCCAACGUACCGGGCGUGUCCACCAAGCUAAGCCUUGCACUUCUGAGGUCAAAGCAGAUGUCCAGCAAGGAAGUCUACACAAUGGCCACAGGUCCACAGCGACAGACGGGGAAGUUGGUCCCAUCAAGUACAAGGAAGCUCCGAGUUAGCGAGAUUCAUAUCCCUUCCCUCCUUUCUGGAGAUGGUGGUAAAGAAGCCUUCAAAGUGGAGAAAGAAGAAGAAAGAAGAGAGAAUCGUGAAGAUGAUGGUUCAACGCCGAAAAAGCUGGAGCCGACGCGAAUUAAGAUCUUUGACGGCGGGUAUAAGUCCAAUGAAGAUUAUGUUUAUGUGCGAGGGAGGGGAAGGGGAAAGUAUGUGUGCGAGGAAUGUGGAAUUCGCUGCAAGAAGCCAAGUAUGUUGAAGAAACAUAUCCGCACACACACAGACCUCCGGCCAUACGCCUGCAACUAUUGUAACUUUGCCUUCAAAACCAAAGGGAACUUGACGAAGCACAUGAAGUCAAAGGCUCACAGUAAAAAGUGCCAGGAGAUGGGAGUGACAGUUGCAUUAAUGGAAGACGUGGAAUCUGAAGAAGGAACCAGUGAAGAGCCAGUGAAGAGAGCAGAAGAAAGUGAGGGCACAGACCUAGCAGAAGAGCAUCAGUUUUCGGACAUUGAGGAGUCAGAUGAUGAUGAUGAUAAUGAAGAUGAUGAUGAAGAAGAGGAAGAGGAGGAGCCAUAUAUGAAGUCUUUGGACACUGCAAGCACCAUUCCCCAAAUGGCUGGAUGUUCCAGAGCAGAGACCACAUUCUCACCGUUAGAAACUACUGCAAUGCAGGGAUCAAGUUUAACCAGUCACUAUUCAUUGAGUUACUCAGCGUCAUCAUCUCAGCUUCAAGCCGCACAGCUAACAAAAUCCUCAGAGUCACCUAUGGUUCCUGCAUGUCAUAGUGAAUCACAUAAGCAGGAAGGAAGCACUUCUAAUCCUUUAUUACCAUUGACUGAGCAAUUCUCAUCUGGACAAGGAGAUCCUCUGAUGAAAAGGCAGAGCAUCCUAGGUACAACUGUUUCAUCAUCAAUAGAUACAUCGCCUAGAAAGCCAUGGUCUCCAAACAGAGAUGCAUUACUUUCCCGUUCAGGAGGCAACAUACCAUCAGGAAAACACUCAUCACCAGAGAGAGAGGCAACUCUGGAAGAACACUCGUCCUCAAGAAAAGAGAUGUCACCUCAAAGACAUUUCUCUCCAGGAAGGGAAUUGUCACCCAGGAGAUGCCUAUCACCAGGCAGAGGCAUAUCACCAAGAAGAAACUUGUCUCCAGGAAGGGAAGUGUCACCUAAGAAAUGCCUGUCACCUGGGAGAGUUUCACCCAGGCUGCAUUUGUCACCAGAAAGAGAAAUAUCACCCAGACGAACUUUGUCAUCAAGAUACCUAUCUCCAGCAAGAGAUGUCUCUCCAAAUAGGCAGUUGUCACCACUGAGUAAAGAAUCACCUCUCGGACACGUUUCCCCAGUGAAAGAUGAACCACCAAGCAGAUGCCUAACACCUAUUUGGCAGAGUAGCCAAGGCUCUGCUUUCCUUGCACAGCACAGUAGCUCUCCUUCAUUGGGUCUACCUCAACAGAAAUCCAGCAAAGAGCAGGAGAAAUCUGAACUGAAAAUGAUGUCUCGAAUGGGAUACCGCAGCUUCUGUGAAGAACCAAGUACAUCAUCCCAAGCUUUGCAUUUUUGCUUUUCGAGGAAUACUCAGACACCACUGGAUGGACAAAGUUACUGUGGGCUAACUGGGAGCACACAUGAUUAUGUUUUCAGUCACCUUCCUCUGCACUCACAACAGCUGGUCAGAACACCCUAUCCCAUGAUCCCAAUUGGUGGCAUUCAGAUGGUUCAGGCAAGGCCGGGCUAUCACUCAGGUUUGGUGCCUUCACAAGUUUCUCUACAAUCGGGGUUUCCUGUAAGUCUAUCUGCACCCAAGCCACUUAGUACAAGCAAGUCAGAGGCCACAGUAUAUUUAGAAGAAGCAUCCAAAUCAUCUGAAGCAACAUCUUCUGAAUCUUUGCCUUUACAGUUAUCUUCUGCUCCCAUGGCACCUCUUAUAAUGACAUCUUCUCUGACCAGGAGUGGGAAACAGAGUGUCACUUUACAGAGGACAGAGAUUGCUGAGUUAGAAGAAGCAGCAGAAUGCAGACAGGCGGAAUACAGGGUACCAAUUUAUUCUGAACCCAGCACUAUUGCAGCUCUGAGCCGCUCAGGAAAAGAAGCUGGCUCAGUCAGACUGGACAGCCCCAGCACCAGCCAUGAGCACUCUCCAAAGCCUUCAACAUGUGGUGGAGGAACCUCAAAGGAUUUGAGCAAGAAGCAGUUUGGAUGUUCGGACACCUACUAUGAGUCGGCCUGCACUUUAACCACCAUGCACCCUUUACAAGGAAGCAGUGGUAGCAGCUCAGCGGAAUCUUUGAGUCCUUCUCACUCUUUCCAAACUGGUGCUGACAGGACUACUUCAAGUGGACAGUGUCCACCAGUUAGAAUGCAAAUGGGAAGUCGCUCUGAGUCUAAGGGUGAAGACUUCAAGCACCUUGAUACACAAAAGGACAAUGAAACAGGAAGCUCAUAGCAACCACCACCAUGCAAAUUUGCCAAUGAAGAAAAUGGGACGGCCUUGGUCAUAGGAUGAUGGGGCAGGAUUGGUCAUAGGGCGAUGGGACGGCAUUGGUCAACACUAGUUUCCUUCAGCUACUCACAGAUGUUGUUCAAAUGAAACAUUCACCUAUUAUAUAUGUUAACAUGACCAAAAUUGUCAGAAGAUUCCUGUUUAAAAUUGUCCAAAUCCAGUAUUAUUUAAACGUACAGUUACUCGUGCCUUUCUCCCUUAUUUUGUGUCUCCAAAUGUAUAAAAAAAGGGGUGGAUUUGGGUGGGGAGGGUUGGGGAGAAAAAGAAAAACAUAUUGAGGCUGUGAAUAUUUUUAAGAGCGACGUGAUCGAUUCGUAGUAGUUGUCUUUUUUUUCCCCAUUUGAAAUGUCCAUGGGUACAAUGAUGUGAAGCAAAAGGGAAAAAAAUAACAUUAGUGUGAUGAUGCACUGAAGACUUAUUUUUAUAUAGAUCAAAUGUAAACUGCUCCUGUGUACAGAAAUAAUUCUAUAAGGCAUAUUUAUUGUAGUCUGUAUUUAAUUGUUUAUAAAUGGAUUCAUUUCCCAGCAUCCUGGUGGUCUUUAUGUGAGCUUUUUAUCGCUUCUUAAACAAAAAUUAUUACAAAAGAAAAAAUACUUUAUUUUUUACCGUGGUUGUGUUUACCCUUUUGCAAUGAUUGACUCAAAGCACUUAAGCUAUCCUGUAAGGAUUCUUUCACAUAAAACCCCCUCCAUAAGUCUGGACAGAGUGCAAUUUCCAAUGUUGUAGAUGACAUUGUCAAUAAAUAUAUACGGCUAAAGUACAGCUGGGAUCAACAGCACAGAACCCAGAUCUUUUUUUAAUUGGAAAAAGCCUUUUUUAAAUCAAACUUAAACCCAAUAGAUCAACCGUAGGUAUAUUGAUCAAAAAUCCAAAUCUCUAUGUCAGCAACCAUGAAUAAUCUGCUGGAUAGUAAUUGGGAGAGAAUGGCGAUUUGGACCUUUGGCUCCCAAAGCUCUCUAUGCAUGAAGCAGGAUUCCUUGCAUCAUGUCUGAAUCUGUUGCAAACUAAAUCAUGGAGCUAAAUUCCCAGAAAACAUUCAGAAACUUCAUUAUCAUUAAUUCAUGUGACUACCAGGAUGGGACAGGGCUAACCAGAUCGACCAUUUUUCUCUUGUCUAGCACUGUUAAUAACUUUGAGAUGCAGAACCUUUUAAUAAGAAGUCGUAGGAUGCACAGUUCCCAAUCCAAAGAUGCUUUUGGAGAACCUUUUACUCGUUCUAAUUUUUAAUGUGUGUCGUGGCCUUUUUGGGAUGAGGGUGGGCUGAGGUUUGCGGGUGGUGAACGAUGGGGGAAUUGAGAGAAGGCUGAGGUCUAUUAUGGGUGGACUGCCCUAUCAGCAGUGUCUUUUUUAGUACCUUGCCUCAAAAGUAAAUUCUUUUGUCCACAGUAUGCCAUAUUUUGAUUAGUUCUAAUGAAUGUAAUAUAAAAAAUAUAAUGUAUGUGUAAUGCACUUGAAAGCAUUUCAGACACUUUCCGAUGGAAUCUAGUUGAUGUGAAAGAGUUCUUAAGUUUUAUAUUUGCUCUAAUGACAUUCCAUCAUUUUGGCUGCACUUAAAAAUGCUUAAGCACAGUAUUAUUUUAAAUUUAGUUAGCUAAUGUAAAGCUAGAAGUUCCCCAUCAAACUGUAGCAGUUCAGGGUUUACCUAGGUCAUAUUUAUUUUGUAUUUGUGGAUGUGAAUGCCCAUCUUACUGCCCAUCCUGAUAUGUCAUUAAUAUGGCAAUGGUAUUAUUAAAUCUUGAGGUACAUAAGGAUUUUACCCAUGUACCCAUGGGUCUUUUCACUUUACCAUAUUUUCCCUUUUUAUUAAGAAAAUGGCCAUCUCUAUGCAUUCUGUAUGUUUAUCUUUAGAAGGCACUCUGUUACAGCCUGGUAAACCUCGUUCCGCUAUGCAUGUGAUGAUCUUAAAGAGACAGAUUCCCUGCGUCACAACUUCACAUUCUUUGUGUCACUUCACUCAUGUUCCAGUGAAAUUUCGAAUGCUGAAGAAUCGCAUUACCAAUAUCAGGCUUGUUGAUUGACUUUUCGAAUGAAUUGCUCAAUUUUUUUACAAAAUUGAUGGAAAAAUUGGAAAAUGAACACGUUAUCACUUAGCUCGCAAACCCAGAUCUGCACGAGGUGCAAUGGAAAAGGAUGCUGUCUCUUUAAAAGCAAAAAAAAGCCAAAGUUCUUGGCACUCUUGAAGACUUUAUAUGGAAAAUAAGAAGCAAGAUCUUAAAAUGUACACUUGCAUGAUAUCAGCAGUUUGGCACUUAAUCCCAUUUUAAUUCCUGAACUGUUAAUGGGAUAUCUGUAUUGGUAAAUUUGAUAUUUUUCAAGAAUAUUGAUUGUUCUCCUUUUCAGAGGUUGUGUGUAAUCUUAAAAAUUGUCAGUUUAAAAGAUAGUUUCUAUACAUUUUGUUUAAAAAAAAUAAUGGCAAUACAUUCCAAAAAAGAAAAUUGUAAAUAUGUAUAGUUCUACUAUGUAAUUGGUAAGAUUGCCUGGAAUUAUUUUGAAACACCAAUUUCUAAUACUGCACCUUGCAACACUUGUAUAGGGUAUAUCCAUAGAUAAAUGCAGGUAACAAAAGCACAGAGCUGGUUGUAAAAUAAAUGGAAAUAAAUUUUAAAAAAGAGAAAAAAAAUUAAGAAAAAAAACAAACAGAAAUCUAGAAGUCAGUAUUUGAUGUCUGUGAUCUCUAUUGUAUAUCUACACAUCUGUACUGUGAAUGGAAAUGUUUUUCACAAGGAUUAUAUUUGUCUUUACCACAUUUCAAAACUGGGAAAGGAGUCAGACAUCUUUUUUAAAAGCAUGUUGGAAUAAAUUUUACAAACUCGA